Messenger RNA from Ostrinia nubilalis (European corn borer), 844 nucleotides. RefSeq lists its product as uncharacterized. The coding region runs from base 43 to 750 and encodes 235 amino acids. Lineage: Eukaryota; Metazoa; Arthropoda; Insecta; Lepidoptera; Crambidae. The record is from RefSeq and is a predicted model, not a curated record. The transcript has 2 exons.
CUUCGGCUGUCAGAUUGGCAGUGUCAGGCAAAAAACGUAAACAUGGCGAGUGAUUCAGAUGAUUUUGACCAAAAUAUAGAAAAUCUCAAAGGAACCGUAAGGCAGUCUUUUGCCCGCAUAUACGCGAGCCUAAAAGCGAGGGAACUAAAAACUUUAAGACAACUGGAUGCUUUACGUAAACAAUGCCAAGACGACAAAGACUUCAUAAGGAAUUGUGUUCAGAACAUACAAAUUCGAUACGAUAACGAGUCCGCACUAUUAGAUAAUGUAAGUAAUUACGGUGUAAUCGAUUUCGAGAAGUUGAAUUUUGAUAGUAGCACUUUUUUACUAGAAGAUUACGUGAGCCCCAAUGAUGAUCACAUGUACUCGUAUAAGACCAUAGAAGAGGUGACGAAGGAUGAUGAUAAUAUGGAACUAGAAGCUAUAGAAGAGGCUGCAUUAAAAGAGGUUACUAGGACCGAUAACUGUGUUUGUUUUGUCAAUAUAAGGAGUGAGGAUGUUGCAAAGAAGUUUCGGGAUCUAGAUGCGAACGUAUCUCCAAUAAAAAACUGUGAUGUUAGUUUAAAUUCCUCUGAAAGUAUCGAAGUGGAAGUCGUUGAUGUACCCGAGGAGGAGAAAAGUGAAAGUUCUGAUAGUGACGUGAAGAAAAUACAACCCACGGAUGACUGGUUGAAUUCAAUAAAAAGCCAAACGGAAACCGAGCCAGUGCUAGCGGACGUAAUGGAACACAGCACUAUAACCUGUUCUUAGCAUCUACAGUCGGCAUCUACAGUCGGCAUUAGAGUAGGCCCUGUUUGAGUCUGUUACUUAAUUAGAUUUAAUAAAUUUUUAUAUUUUACAUAAA